Amblyraja radiata (thorny skate) is the source of this 6075-nucleotide messenger RNA. RefSeq names its product zinc finger and BTB domain containing 38 (gene zbtb38). Gene Ontology annotation, cellular component: nucleus. Bases 745 to 4887 code for a protein of 1380 amino acids. Gene Ontology annotation, molecular function: protein binding; DNA-binding transcription factor activity, RNA polymerase II-specific. Lineage: Eukaryota; Metazoa; Chordata; Chondrichthyes; Rajiformes; Rajidae. The record is from RefSeq and is a predicted model, not a curated record. The transcript has 3 exons. Gene Ontology annotation, biological process: regulation of transcription by RNA polymerase II.
ACUGUGCAUAUGUUGGCUUGACAGCUCGAGAAUCGCUGGGACUGCACUGCAAUUUACAACAGAUAAUCCUUCAUUUUCAAGGGGAAAAAAGGCUCAUAUAGAUUGAAGUAAUACAUUAUUGAAAAUACCAUUUUAAGUACCUUUUGAUUUUGGUGAAGCUGUUUGCAUGCAGCGUAUUAUUAAAUCAUUUCUUGCAUUGUAAUGCCAAAUUGGUAUUGCAGGGCAGGCUUGGUCCGAAUAUCUUUUUCUUUUGGUGUUUUACCAGAAUUCUAGGUUGAGAGCUCUCCCGGUUUAUGAUACACUUGGCCGAUGCAACGUAUCUAUUUUUAGCUGUGAAGUCGUGCACAUUGUGUACCAGCGCUUGUGGGAUUCUGACUGGUAUUUUCGACAGUGACUUGAUUCUCACCUAGUGUGACAAGUGGCCUGUGCAAUGGUCAGCUUCAGCCCCUGAGCCCUGAGAGGAAUGAUCUUCGCGCGACGGCUUUCAAAGAUUUGCAGAUGGUGUCUUUUUUUUCUGAGCAGUCUUGUUGAUGAGCCUAAAUUCCAGGAACACCAUUUCUUCCAGAAGCGAUGACAGCUUCAUGAGAAUUGGAGCGUUUUGAUUUCCCCCCCCCCCCCCCCCCCCACAAAAAAAGAAAAGAAUUAAAAUUCUUCCCUAAGCUUGAAGAUUAAAGUUCUCUGAAGAAUGUACUUAAAAUGGUUGCUGAUUAAGAAGAGAAUUCUGGGAUUGCAUGCAUCAUUCAGAUGACUGUCAUGCCAUCAAGUACCGAUAUUAUGGACAACUCCCACAGCCAGACUGUCCUUGGUUGUUUGAAUGAACAACGCACCAAAGGUGUAUUCUGCGAUGUCACCAUUGUCGUGGAAGACACCAAAUUUAAAGCCCACAAAAAUGUAUUGGCAGCUUCCAGCACUUACUUUAAGAACCUAUUUUCAAGCCAAGAGUUGUGGUUGGUCGGCCAUAUCCUUGAACUGCCUGACUUCAAGGCAGAUGUGUUUGCAGAAAUAUUGCAUUUCAUCUACAGCGCGAAGGUGGUGGCCAAAGGGUCUGAGCGAGCGAAAGAUCUUGUGGAUGGUGGAAAACGACUGGGGAUUUCAUUUCUGGAAAAUCUGGCGCCUUUCCCUCAGCAACACAUUGGGCCUGUGGACGCUCUGUGCAGCUCAUCAUCCAAUUCAACUCGAUCACUUUCUCCUGCCUCUUCCCUCUCCCUAUCAACAGGUUUUCAUAACCUGAAAGCCGAGGCCUCCAGUUCUCUAUGCGACAAAAGCAGUGAAGAUUUCCCGUCUAUUAAUGGGCCCCGAAUCACAAAUGCAUUUUCCAUUUUCAACUUGCAGGAUGGCAGCGACUUGUACUUUCCACUUGACUUGACAGCCAAUGGCAACAAGAAGGCCAUAGGAUCUGAUAAGCUGCCCAUGGUAUGUGCUCCCCAGGAUACAAAUAGAGCACAGCAGAAGCCUGCUCAGACCUUCGCUGAACAUUCCUAUGCCGUAUUCUCCGCCAGAAAAGCUCAGCAAAAUGGUGGGCACUCUGGUGUUCAAGAACCUUCAGAAGAAAAGGAAAAGCCUUUAUGCAGCGAUGGUUGUAACGCUGCUGGCACUGGAACCGGGCAGGAUGGUUAUCCAGUAGACCAACUUUGCAAGACAAAUCAACCACUUCACGCCACUAGUUCAACUGACUUUAAAGUUCUGCGGUUUAAUUUGAAUGCACUACAAGCCACAAGUGAAGGUCGUCCAGUAGGCUUAUUGCCACUUACUGAUCCAUUGAAUGAGCCUACCUUGAAUACGCAGGAAACUACCGGUGGAGUUACUGCUGCAGAGAAAUGUUCCCCUGCGAGGGAAAACGUGACAAAACCAGUGCCUAAUGCUGUUUCGUCUGAAACUAUGCCAGAAAAGGAAAGCCAAGCUGCCUACAGCUGUAUGUAUUGCCCGCGAUCUUUUAGCACUCGAGUUUCAUUGAAUGUUCAUUCCCAGAUCCACACAACCCUGUUAGAAAAGCCCCUGUCUUGCAGACACUGUGGUAAACCAUUUGUUCACCUCAAGAGGCUCCAGACACACGAGCAUCUUUGCAGAGGGCCCGGAACGGUUCUGCCCGACUCUGGUCCUACAGAGGAGCACAUGGAGAACUUUUCCAGUGACAAUGAAGUUGCAAGAAGUGAGGAGGAUCUAAAUAUGUCGUCUUGUGCUUCGGAACCGGAGAAUACCAACAAGCGCACACUAAAUUUGGUACGGUCAAGGCGAGGCAGCAGCUCACCGGACCCAGAACAUUUUGUCAAGGUUGUUGAGGGGCACAUUCUGUAUUUCUGCAGUGUUUGCAAGCGCUCCUAUGUGACUCUCUCCAGCUUGAAGAGACACGCCAAUGUCCAUUCAUGGAGGAGAAGCUAUCCCUGCCACUACUGCAGUAAAGUAUUUGCAUUAGCUGAAUAUCGUACCAAACAUGAAAUAUGGCACACAGGUGAGAGGCGGUACCAAUGCAUCUUUUGUUUGGAGACUUUUAUGACCUACUAUACUUUGAAAACACAUCAGAAAGCGUAUCAUGGCAUUGACCCAGGUCUUCCCAUGAAUAGGAAAACGGCCAAUGUGGGAUACAGAGCCAAGAUGUAUCCAUUCAAACUGUACAGGCUUCUACCUAUGAAGCUACAAAAGAGACCAUACAAAACCUACACUCGAUCAUGUCCAAAUAGGUUCAACCGUAAUCAAGUUUCUGGAGUUUCUUCAAAUGAUGAAAAUAUGGCACCUGUUGACCUCGGUAACCUUUCGAUUACCAAUCCAUCAUCUACUUCAGAGAAUUUGCAAGACAACUUGAUCUCUUCAGAGACCAUUCCUUCAGAACAGUCGCUUCAUUUUGCAUCAACUCGGGAUGGGCCAAGUGAAGAAGAACAACAACCUCGCCUGCCUGGAGAAAAUGGCUGCCAAUACAAUGCUUCCUCACCUGCUUGGACUUCAACAGAAGGUGAAGCUAAUAGUAGCAGUAAACGUUGUAUUGGUAAUGGACCACAAGGCUUGGCCACUGAUGUAAAUACAGCAGGUCUCUCUGUUAUUAAUUAUGGGCAUACAGCUCCCUCUGUGAUAAUGCAUAGCAAUAGGGUUUCAUCGGUUAUCAAGCAUGGAAAUGCAUUUUCUUCUGUUAUUACGUACAGUGGUGGUACAGAGCUUGGUAGCGAUGGUUAUCCGACAUGCCCAAAGACCAAUAUUAGUAGUGAUUCCUCAGAUGCAAAAACAAGGAAAAGCAUAACGAAAGAUGGUGUUAAAACGCAGAAUAAAAGUGGACUUAGGAAGGCAAUAGAAUCAGCAGUGGGAAGUGGACAACUGGCAGGACCUGGGGCUACGCACAAGAACCGAUCAAGCAGCUUCUCUGCUGGAAGCCGUACAGAAACCUACAUUGCGAAGCCUGCCUGCCCGGGAACCUCCAGAGACAACCAGGUAGCUCCUCUUUGCCAAAUUACAGUGAAAAUUGGGGACAAAGCGGUUGUACAAAGACACAUCUCUGGCUCCAAACUGUUCCGCCGAAAAGGUCGGAAGCCAAAAUGGAUGGUAGGAAAAGAAGAUAAAGUGGUUGAAAGUUUCAAGAUGGAAGAAGAUGAAGAUCAAAACCUGAAGUCGUCCAAUUGUCCAGAUCCUGCUGGAAGUAUCGCAGAUCCCGCAGGAGGUUUAGAAACAUGCGAUGAAAUGAGUGAUCAUGAUUCAAAUGACAAACUCUGGCGACCAUACUAUACAUACAAGCCAAAAAAGAAAGCUAAAGGGUUUCAUAAAAUGCGGAAGUCUAGGUGGAAAAAACAGAGAGGAACUAAGGACCAAAUUCAUCCUGAUUCUGUAUCUAGUACAACCGAAGAAAAGGAUGUUGACAUCCCUGAAGAAAUUACUCAUGGUAACGUCGUUGAUGAUGAAUCCCAAGAGAGCAGCAAUCGACUCGAUAAUAAAAUAAAGCCUGUCGAUGAGGAAAUGGAAAGCAACCUAAAAUGGAAUUUGGCUACAAAGUCUUACUCGUGCACUCUCUGCACAAGGUUAUUUACAAACUCUUCUACUCUGAAGACUCACCUCAGAUGUCACACUGGUGAGCAGCCAUUCACCUGUGAAACUUGUGGACGCCGGUUUUCCGUCCAAGGGAACCUUCACAAGCAUGAACGCAUUCACCUGGGCAUGAAAGAGUUUGUUUGUGCGCAUUGUGACAAAGCCUUCACUUUGAGUGAGACUCUGAAGAAGCACGAACGGAUCCACACUGGGGAGAAACGGUACCGCUGCCGCUUUUGUCCGAAACGUUUCCUCUACCUGAGCACCAAGAAGAACCAUGAGCAAAAACAUUUGGAAAGAAAACGCGCUCAGCAAGAAGGGAGAGAACACGUUUGUUUCCAAUGCUUUAAGAUUUGCAAAACGGCAGCUGCGCUUGGCAUGCACCAGAAGAAGCACUCAAGAAAAUAUUCUGCUUGUGAGGGUUCGGAAGGAUUGUUAAACGGCAAAAGUGACCAACAUGCAAACAUGAUGACUGAAUCCAAACACAAAAAUGAAGGCGAGGCAGAGGGUGAAGUCACUCCGCCAACCAUACCUGGAAAUGUCGACCAGAUUAAUCGUUCUCUUAGUACGGAACUUGGACCUGUCAUUAGCCAGACUGAGCCACAAACUGUACCACAGAACACUGACUGUGUUGCAUAUCCAUGGGCAAGUUCUCACGAAGUGGGACCAAGUCACUUGCAAAGAACGCUACCAGAAAACAGUGAGAAUAUGUGGAAAAUUCAUCAGCAAAGUCUAGAUAUAAAUCUGCCUCUUUGUACAAAUAUUUCAUACAAUCAGUGUGACAGUAGCCACGGAGAGGAUGAAAGACUUGCUUUCUAUCAACGUUCUUCCGAUAUGUUUUAUAGUCGGCAGGUGGAGGGGAUUGUCUACAAAGCAAUGUGAAAGGCCCAAUCUAGAGAGUUUUGUGUUUCCUGGGACUAGAAUGAUGUGGGGAUGUUACAUGAAACUUAACAUGUUUACCAGAGUGGUUGCUGUAUGUCACACAGUAUGGGCAACAGUAUAUUAUGUUUAAAGGUCAAAUAUUUCUGUGAAAUUGAGAAACUAGCCGUUUCCUUUUGAAGUUAAAAAAAUUAUAUUUUGUUUGUUCCAAUGCUCUAAUCUCCCAAAGUUCCUCAAUGUUGUCCAUUGCUAUAAAUUUGUUGAAGCCAAAAAGCAAUUGAAAAUAUCAUUUUCAUUGCUUUGUGGUAAUGUGCAGAAAGGUAAGCUCAUAGUGAAAGAUGAGGCAAAGGUUAGAAACCAAACUGAGUAUAAUUUUGAAAGAAACAAAGAACAAGUAGUUUUAUUGUAAAGUAGCAAACAUCCAGCAUAUUUGAUUUCCUAAGCACCAAAUGAUAUUGUAAAGAAAUGACAUGAAAACCAUGCAUAAGCCAGAUGCAGACUUAUCCCACACUCUGUAGCUGCACAUGUAUACAUGAUGACUCCAUGUAUGUAUAAGAAGGAACUGCAGAUGCUGGAAAAUCGAAGGUAAACAAAAAUGCUGGAUAAACUCAGCGGGUGAGGCAGCAUGUAUAGAGAGAAGGAAAUAGGCGAUGUUUCGGGUCGAGACCCUUCCUCAUGUAUGUAUAUAACUUUUUGUUACAGUGGAAUAUAUAACUGGAUAGAUUAAUUUGUGAGCUACUUGGUAUUCACAAGUAAAAGUCUAUUGAAAAAUUGUUGUGUUGAAGAUCCAGUUGAGUUGCAAUUUAUUUUCUAUUUUGUACAAAAUUAGACUUAAAUAUUGGAGGAAAAGUGACCACUUGCGUCCCUUGCUCUUUCCUGGAUUGUCAUAUGCGUUUGGGUUAUUUUUUCACCAGAAAACAGUUACAAAGAUUUACCGGAUUUUCCUGUUGUACAUAUUGUGAAUAACAUGAAAUUCCAUCCUGUACUUAUUGUGACUGCCGUUGGGUUAAUGUUUUGUGUAACUAAAUGCACAGUUAGUUUGUGUCAAGCCAAGUUUUUUUUUGGUGGGGAGAGGGGGUAAAGGUACUUUUGGAUAAAAUUGUGAAAAAAACCCGUCUCUGCACUGUAAAGAUAUAGAUGAUGGAAUUAAUUUGAUGUAAUAAAGCAAAUUAAAGACUGUCAUUUUUCUGU